AUGUGUCUUACCAACAGCUCCGCUCGACUCUGCGGUGACGCCCUCUCGUACUACGCAGCCAAGCCGAACAAGCAACGCGGCUUCCGCUGGUGUGUCCGCACGCGUGCUACUAUUCUCUUCCACCUCUACUGCCGCCGCAUUCUUCCGUCCGACCUUGACCGCAUCUUCUACUCCGACUUGAUCCCAUGCCUCCGCGCCGAGUGCCACAUUUUGGAUCAAGACCCGGCCUGGGCCUUUGUUCUUCCCCAUUUCGACAACCUCGUGCGGCACUACGCGACCAAAUGGGUGACAAGUGCCGCCAAUGGGCUGCUCGUUCGCUGGAGCGGAUCUGGCUGGCAGUGGGAUGAAACCCAGACAGAACCGUGGGCAGCCGGCGGUAUUGAUGCUGUUGAGGCGUGGAUGCGCCAGAAACAACCUGGCACCCUUGUCGACAAUUUCAGCACGCUGUCUCUCGAGAUGGGUCAGCAUCAAGACCAUAAGAGCACGUCAAACCCUGAGAACAUCCCCUUUGCGUUAAUUCCGUCAGACACGCCCACUCCCACUGUCGAGACCCUCUGCGUCGCGGCCAACAACGCGUGGGCAAAUCUCGAAGACGUGGCCUUCAACCCGUGGACCGCCGACGGACCGGUCGAUCCCCUGCCUACGCCGUCUGCGGACUCCCUGGGGUACGCGUCCUCUUCGGCAAGCCUCGAGAUAAACGACACUAUCAUUACCGUCCCUGAGACUAUUUUAUGUAACUCAGAGCGACACCCGGCGCGGAGCAUCAUUGGAAACAGCACUAUCAUCACUGCCCCCGCGACAGUUGUGUGUAGCCCGCAGCAACGCCAGGCAUCGAGCGGCGUCGGUAAUGCUAGUAAGACUGUUUUCAGGCUGGGUACACCUGAGCAGCACCCUACUGAGUCGUUCAGGAAUGCGCUGGAGUGUCAGCGCGCGGCACAGAGGCUCAUGGUGGAGGCAGAGGUGGAGAUGAAGUAUCAUGGUCUGUUCGGGUCUGUGUAG
Molecule: messenger RNA, 999 nt
Organism: Colletotrichum truncatum
Lineage: Eukaryota; Fungi; Ascomycota; Sordariomycetes; Glomerellales; Glomerellaceae
Source: RefSeq, a predicted model, not a curated record